CCUGCGCGCCCGCCCCCGCCGCUGGACGCCGAGGCAUGAAGAGGAGCGUCCCCGGCGGGCGGGCUGAGGCGGCUUCGGGCCCUGUGCGGCUGCGGACCGGCCGCCCCAUGCGGGCUCCGUCCCCCGCGGCCGCUCGCCGCCGCUGCCGCCCGCUCCGGGAUGGAGGCGCAGGGUAGCCGCCGGCGGCAGCUCCCGGUCCUGCUGCUCUGGGUUAAUGGUCUGAUGACGCUUGGAUUUGCAGGUGCACGUCAACAGACUGAGCUGUGCAAUGAAUCUCUCAUGUUAGAAAAGUUGCCUGCCUGUGGAAAAUCCUUUGAAGAGAUGAUGAAGAAAGUGGACUCAAAAAAGUGGUGCAACCUGACAGAAUUUAUCAUGUAUUAUGACAACUUUACCCAGUGCACAGAACGUGAAGCCAACAAUGCAAGUUGCUUUUGGCCAAACCCCCUUGCAGAAGGCUUUAUCACUGGAAUUCAUAAACAAUUCUUUUCAAACUGUACUUCAGAAAAGGUUCACUGGGAAGAUCCGCCGGAUGAAAUUCUCAUAACACUGAUCUUGAUCCCAGUCAUGUUGACAUGUGCCAUGAUAACACUGGUAGUAUGGUGCAGCAAGAGAAGUGAUAUCCUGGUGUAAGUUCUUCCUCUGGGCUUUCUUUUUCUUCAUUUCUUUCUUCCCUAAACACUAAGAAAGGAGGACAGAGAGAGGAACGUGGCAUAAAGAUUUCAGAUCUGCUGAAAUGGAACCAGUGAGAUACUGAGAUGCUCCUGUGGAUGAAGAGCUGCCUGCUGCUGCUACAAGUCACUGCUUCUGUCUUGACCAUGAGCCUUGCUGGUGGAAAACGGUACUUUCAGUGAGCCUCAUCAGCAUGGAAUUCACAGGCAACUCCCAGAAAAAAUGAGUUCCCAUGCAAAUGGACCCCUUGUCUGCAAAAGGGAUAAAGUAACUUUCCUGUGGGUAAAGGUGGUUGGUAAAGUUUUGCAAAGCUGUGGUAAUAUUGUGGGUAAUAUUGACUGUGGGGGAAGUGAUAUCUCUUGAGGUUUUCUGCAGGACAUUCAAGGCUUUCAUCUGUUAACCCUGUGACUUGGAGAGAUCACUGGCAAAGAAACUGAUUAUGUAUGUAACCAGAUGGCAGCUUUUCCUAGAAGCUAAUCAAAAUCAUCAUUAUCAAAACUGGGAAGUAUUUUUCUGGCAAAGAAGCAAUUUGUGUAUCCAAUGUCUAUUUGUACAGGGGAAUUAUCAUGCCACAUUAUAAAAUAGUUUAUAAAAUUCCUUUAAGCAUUGCUGCUUGGAAUUGUAUGUCUUACAAACAAGCUCUGGGAGGAUGUACAGGUCUUACUUUACAGAGCUGGAAAAUGUGAGAGGAAAUUGAUUGAUUAUAAAUAUACUAUGGAGUAAUGAAGAAACUUUUCAUAUGCCAGACUCUUUAUUUUUCCUCUUUUAUAAUUACUAUUCUUGAUGACUUGUGUUCACUGCAUAUUCUCCACUCUCACUUCGAUUUGUGCAAGUGAUAUCCUACAAAUAAAUAUAAAGGUGUCAUGUUGAUUGAGGUGCCUUUCAGAGUAUUGUACAUAAAUAGUUCUUUGUCCUGUGAAGAGUGUGGGAACUAAAGUAUGAACGUCAAAACUUGGAAUAGAAGUAAGGAAGAAGAAGUAAGAGGAAAGAGAAAAAAUUCAACUCAGAAGUCUUACUCUAUAAAGUUAUGUAAUGGUUGAAAUAAAGAUCAUAUGCUCAAAACAAAAGAACUUCUCUGUGUUGCAAACCUUCCUUUCACAACAUGUAUUUCAGUCCAGUGCUCUUCUAUGACAAGUGUGCAAUGUCUGUUACAAGUGACUUUUUAUUUUAUCAUACCUUAUGCACACAAAUAAAAUACAGUUGAAUGGACAAGUAAUUGUGUUUUAUAUAUUUUAUA
Molecule: messenger RNA, 1906 nt
Organism: Poecile atricapillus (Black-capped chickadee)
Lineage: Eukaryota; Metazoa; Chordata; Aves; Passeriformes; Paridae
Gene: RAMP3
Product: receptor activity modifying protein 3
Exons: 4
Coding region: 160-630 (156 amino acids)
Biological process (GO): calcium ion transport; G protein-coupled receptor signaling pathway; regulation of G protein-coupled receptor signaling pathway
Cellular component (GO): membrane; cell surface; signaling receptor complex
Molecular function (GO): coreceptor activity
Source: RefSeq, a predicted model, not a curated record